AUGCCCAACCAACUGAGCCACACCAGCCAUUUCCUGGCCCAUUUGCCAAAGAAGGAACUUGGAGAGGUGAUGCACGCACAGAAGUCCCUCAGGAAGUUCCCAUUCUGGCGCUCCGCCCCCAACUCGGUAUUGGCAGACACUGACUUGCUCCCGGAAGCAAGAGCGGGCAGCAAGCGAGUGGGCAAUGAAGCCUUGCGCAGCUGCCCGUGGUUGAGUCUGGCAUGGCCGCUGCAGGCACGAGCUCCCGGCGCUGCGGGGACGCCAAGCGGUAUGAGGAGGCUACGCAGCUACAAACACCUGGAGAGCAACGAGUGCUGGCGGCGGUCCCCCUUCUCCUCCACCCACUUCUUUCCUGCGGACCCCAGCGGCAUUGUGCAAGGUACUCGCUGGUGCCACAGCCCUGGCAGUGAGUCGCAGGGGACUGCCCGAAUCACACCACUGCAGCAGGGUGCACUGUCAGGGUUGGACAUGGCAAAGGUGAUGAGAACCCAGGGACACCCCACAGCUGCUCUCAGGGCCACAUCCUUCGGACAGCUCCUGGCUGGCCCCUCCCAGCAGGCACUAUUGAGAUCCCCAUGGAUCUGCAUGGGCAUUGAGGAGCUCAAGGCUAUGCACAUCAUCUUCUUCAUGGCCAUAAACCACCGAGUCCACCUCUAUGGGUGCAGGGCCUGCACCGCCCACAGUGGGUUCCAGGAGAGCAUUGAGGAAAAUGGCUAUACCACCUAUGCUUCACUUUGCUGGUGUCACCAUGGGCUGGACAGGCAGGGUGCCCCGCAAUGCAGUGGCCAGACCAGGUGGUAACACCUAUCCACCCACUUCUUGCUUAUCAUGGCCCCUAAAGGGCUGAGGACUGGCUAG
Messenger RNA from Artibeus jamaicensis (Jamaican fruit-eating bat), 858 nucleotides. It is a transcript of the gene FGF22, whose product is annotated as fibroblast growth factor 22. The record is from RefSeq and is a predicted model, not a curated record. Gene Ontology annotation, cellular component: cytoplasm. Gene Ontology annotation, molecular function: fibroblast growth factor receptor binding; growth factor activity. NCBI's taxonomy places the organism in Eukaryota, Metazoa, Chordata, Mammalia, Chiroptera, Phyllostomidae. Gene Ontology annotation, biological process: positive regulation of cell population proliferation; regulation of cell migration; animal organ morphogenesis.